AUGCCUGAACCAACUAAGGAGAUGUGGAUUGAAAUAGCAAACACAUUUCACACAAAAACAAAUUUUCCUAACUGCCUUGGAGCGAUUGAUGGCAAACAUAUCAGAUGCAAGAACCCCAAAAAUGCUGGAUCUCUAUAUUUUAAUUACAAGAAGUUUUUUUCAAUUGUUUUGAUGGCAGCCGUUGAUGCAAAUCUUAGUUUCAUAGCUAUAGACGUUGGAGCGUAUGGCAAAGAAGGCGAUUCAAAUGUCUUCAGAGAAAGUGCUUUAGGGGUGAAACUCUAUUCACAGCAGCUUAAGCUUCCAGAUCCAGCAAAUUUACCAGAUGACAUUAAUAAUCCACAACCUUUUGUAUUCAUUGGAGAUGAAGCAUUUGCUCUUCAUACCAAUCUUUUAAGGCCAUACCCAGGACGUGGUUUAACUUUAACACGUAAGGUAUUCAAUUACAGACUCUCUCGGGCCAGACGGACCGUAGAAUGCGCUUUUGGAGUUUUAGCGAAUAAAAGAAGGGAUGGUUUUAAUUAUGAAGACAAUAAUGCUGAAACAAAUUCUAUGGAUGAUAUUGUAUCUGUUGGAACAGGAGCUCGAACACAAGGUACACAAGUCAGGGAUUACUUUGCAAAUUAUUUUAUGGGUCCAGGAGCUGUACCAUUUCAAUUUGCAAAUAUAUAA
Macrosiphum euphorbiae (potato aphid) is the source of this 669-nucleotide messenger RNA. NCBI's taxonomy places the organism in Eukaryota, Metazoa, Arthropoda, Insecta, Hemiptera, Aphididae. The record is from the annotation of a GenBank genome assembly.